This is a messenger RNA of Talaromyces rugulosus, 1113 nucleotides long. RefSeq lists its product as uncharacterized. The transcript has a single exon. NCBI's taxonomy places the organism in Eukaryota, Fungi, Ascomycota, Eurotiomycetes, Eurotiales, Trichocomaceae. The record is from RefSeq and is a predicted model, not a curated record. Bases 1 to 1113 code for a protein of 370 amino acids.
AUGUCACCCACACAGCAACGAUCCGUGGACAAGACAAUGCGGAAUAACAUCGCCAAGGUUGGCUUCUCUUGCACUCACCACGGAAAAAACAAUGGCACUGCUGACACUACCUCUUCCUCCCAGGUCUGUCUCAACCUUCAGGAUCGACUGGGCCUCGCCAAAGUCAAAUACCAACAGGGUCGGUUGGCUCUGUCCGACUGCAAAGACAGUGAUGAUCGAUGGGCAUCCGACAAACCGUCCGACUCCUCCUCGGAGGCCCCUCCUAGCCGCUACGAAACGCCUCUGACCUCGUCGCCCGUACGGAACAUGACGUUUUCCCACGAGCUGCCUCGGUCGGCCAAAAAUAAGCAUGCCGCCACGUUCAAUUCAGACGUGAUGCAGCCAAUGCUGAAUGCCAGCCGAAAGCGAGUGCGGUCUGAUUCGGUUACGGAACGGCCAGCAAAGGCCCGAAGAAGGACAUCGUGGAAGGCUUCUCACCAGCUGCCGGAAUCCUCGCCUGGCCUUGCCCGCCAGUUGCCAAUCUACUCGAACCACCCUCCGGCAUUGGACGCCCCAGGCUCUGCAUUCCCUGGCAAUUCAGACGAGGAAAAUGACCUCGAGCUUCCUGCUCGUCGGUUCAACAACGUCAGUUCCUCCAUGAUCAGCUCUUCUCCGCCGCGGACGCCGCCCCUACAGGCGGCCCGAUUGCCGAAAAAUGAUAAAGACCUGGAGCACGAAGAUGGAGCGGAUCUACUGCUUUAUUUGGCAAACUCUCCCACCCCGGCGAGGAUCAAUACCAAAUCGCAGACACGGGACUUUCCUCCAUCCACCCCGCCAAGUCAGUAUGCCGCUUUGCCAUCGUUGACGCCCACGCCAGGAAAUGGUGGCUUCCCCAACCUUGGUACCCCGGGACAGCAGUUCAACUUUGCCGACUUCGUCAACGUUACCCCAAGUCCUGCCCAACGUCCCUGGGGUGGCCGGACCCCAGGGAAUAUGUCCAAGACCCCGCUCAUGAGGACUGCUCGGAAGUCGUUGAAUUUCGACAACCUGGUGCCUCCAGACAUGAACAGCCCGAUCGGACGCAACAAGAACACUGGCCUGGCCCUGCAGCUGGGUGACGAGCUUCGGCCGUGA